Messenger RNA from Diaporthe batatas, 1863 nucleotides. RefSeq lists its product as uncharacterized. Gene Ontology annotation, cellular component: cell division site; nucleus; cell tip. Gene Ontology annotation, molecular function: protein binding. NCBI's taxonomy places the organism in Eukaryota, Fungi, Ascomycota, Sordariomycetes, Diaporthales, Diaporthaceae. The transcript has 7 exons. Bases 1 to 1863 code for a protein of 620 amino acids. Gene Ontology annotation, biological process: carbon catabolite repression of transcription. The record is from RefSeq and is a predicted model, not a curated record.
AUGUUCGUCCUACCUCCUCCCCCGCGGUAUCCCACCCAGGCCGCAUACAAUGCCGCCGUCGGCUCGGGCCAUAUCCCGCCCAUGAUCGAGACCAACAAUAUUCUCUCGAACCCAGAGGACCACUUCCUGGUCGGAGAGGGUACCUACGUCCUCAAGGAAGACCUGCAUCUCGCGACCCCUCCACCACAUCCAUCCGAGGCACCCGUCAUAAACCCAAACCCACUCUCCACGAACCCACAGCCCGCCACCGCGGGUACGAGCGUGUCGCUGAUCAACGUCGACGCCCGGCACUCCCCCUUUCAGUACAGAGGGGGCAUCACAGCAGCCAACCUCGGGCAGUCGAGCAGCAUACAAGAGCACCCGCACGAGGACAACUCGAGGGAUCCGACCAUCAGCGGCAGUGAAGGGCGCGCAAAUUCCAGCGAUGCGCCCUUAUCGUUAGGCUCGGCCCCUGCGUUCGGGGAGGGGACUGCCUUGCUUGUUGCGCCGAAUUCCAAGGAUGCUAACAAGCGGAAGAAGCCCAAGAAUAACAUGACGAAAAGCAACUCUUCGUUCAUCAGCAGGGUUAUCGUUAAUGAGAACCUGAGCAAGAGGAUACAAGAGCGCCCGACGGACGGCGUAUGGGGCUUUGCCAAUAUCAACCGCGCAUUUCAAUGGCUGGAUAUGUCGGCUUCCAACAAGGCCGAGUAUCUCACCAAGGUCCUCUUCACCAAGGCGCAUUGUCUUUGUCAUGAUGUGAACCACAUCACGAAAAGUAUAAACCACGUGGACGUGAUCAUGGGCUUCUCUACUGGCGAGAUAAUUUGGUGGGAACCCACCUCACAACGAUAUGCGCGUUUGAAUAAGAAUGGCGUCAUAAAUGGAACCCCCGUCUCCCAGAUCAAAUGGAUACCAGGCUCAGAGACCCUUUUCUUGGCAUCACACAUGGACGGGUCUCUAGUGGUUUACGACAAGGAGAAGGAGGAUGCCAUUUUCACAUCAGAGCAGGAGAAUGGUGAGGUCGAGGCAACCAACGGCACGAAUGGAGUCCACAGCCCCAGGAACGAUAUCCAGGUUCAGAAGUCGGUCAACUCGAAGAACCAAAAGUUCAACCCUGUCGCAGCGUGGAAGCUCUCAAACCAGCGGAUCAAUGCCUUCUCCUUCUCACCAGAUAACCGGCGGCUGGCUGUGGUGUCGGAGGACGGCUCGCUGAGGAUCAUCGACUACCUCAAGGAAGAACUGGUCGAUCACUUCCACUCCUACUACGGCGGACUCAUCUCCGUCUGCUGGUCACCAGACGGAAAAUACGUCCUCACAGGGGGGCAGGACGACCUCAUUUCGAUCUGGCACGUCCCCGACGCCGUGCUCAUCGCUCGAUGCCAGGGCCAUCACUCCUGGGUGACCUCCGUAGCCUUCGACCCCUGGCGAUGCGACGACAAGAACUACCGUUUCGGCAGCGUGGGGGAGGACCGCCGGUUGUGUUUGUGGGACUUCAGCGUCGGCAUGCUGCACCGGCCCAGGGCUGGGACGGGCGCCGGCGCAGCAUCCGUCCGCCAGCGGGGCUCGAUUGCCUCCCGGCUGACUACGUCGCAGCUCACACGCGCCGAGACACAAGGGACAUCGGCGAGCAGGGUACGGUCUAACUCGGCGAUCUCAGCCGGAGUUGAUGGCGAAGACGGCUUCGUUGGACCGCACGCCGUCGAGCCCAGGGCGAACACCGCGAUCCUGCCGCCCGUGUUGACAAAGGUUGUGGACACGGAUCCGUUGUGCUGGUUGGAGUUCACAGAGGAGGCCAUUGUGACGAGCUGCAAGUCUGGACACAUUCGCACCUGGACUCGCCCAUCAGACUCGACGGCGCCCGUCGGUGAGACCUCGGCCAGUUGA